UUAUGCAAAUUAAGUUACUCGCCGGCGACACACAGACAAAAAUGGCGAAGACGUACGACUUUCUCUUCAAGUUGCUUUUGAUAGGAGAUUCCGGCGUAGGCAAGACAUGUGUCCUCUUUAGAUUCUCAGAAGAUGCCUUCAAUUCCACAUUUAUCUCUACAAUUGGUAUCGACUUCAAGAUUAGAACUAUAGACCUAGACGGGAAGAAGAUCAAGCUACAAAUAUGGGACACCGCCGGCCAGGAGAGGUUCCGCACCAUCACCACAGCUUACUACAGGGGAGCCAUGGGAAUCAUGCUUGUGUACGACAUCACCAACGAGAAGUCUUUCGAGAACAUCAAGAACUGGAUCCGCAAUAUCGAGGAGCAUGCAUCAGCUGACGUGGAGAAGAUGAUCCUGGGGAACAAGUGUGACAUGGAAGACAGACGGCAGGUGUCCCGCGACAGAGGCGAGAAGCUCGCCAUUGAGUAUGGUGUGAAGUUCAUGGAGACCAGUGCAAAGAGCAGCAUCAAUGUAGAAGAGGCCUUCUUCACCCUGGGGAGAGAUAUCAAGGCAAAGAUGGACAAGAAACUGGACUUGAACAGUCCCCAGAAGGGCGGGAAUGUGCAGGUGACAGCAGCAAAGCCACAGAAGUCAAGUCCCUUCUCCGGCUGGAAGUGUCAGCUCUUGUGAUUGGCCAGCAGUAGACAAACAAGCCACCCCGAUUGGUCACUUUGAAUCACAAGUGCUGUUGUGUUGGACUGCUUUGCUACAAACAGUAGGGAUAAAUCAGUUAAUGUUAGGAUGGGAAAAAGGGUGCAGAAACAUUUUACAAAGUAGGAUAGUUUUGAAAUAUUCAGAGACCAAGUCUGGGUGUUUUUACAAGAAAAUGAUUGCUAUUUUGACAGAGGUUUACUGGCAGAGUCAUAAUUAACAGUUUGUUUACCAUAAUUUCAAUUCAAAAUUACUUACAUAACCUUUAGGAGUAAUACAAUUUGUUGGGAAAUUCCAGAGACUUUUAAAGGUGUGAAAUUGAUUGGACAAUUUGUAUAAGGGCGACUUGGUAGAAAUUGGGGUACGAAUGUAAAUUAGACAUUUUCAUUCAGGAGAAACAUUUGCAUACAGUUAUGUAAAUUUUCCAGGAUUUUAGGGUUGUACCAUCAAAUUUUAGGGAGUGACUGCCUCUAUAUUUUGGAACCUAACUUGCAUUUUUUAUACUGCAAACUUCAUUCACACCAGUUUAGACAGGCAACAUUUACCCAUUUACCCAUCCUGGAUAGCCCAUAAGCUGUAUGGAAUAGCCUUUUUAAGUCCACUGCUGUUUAUAAAUGCCUGCCAUUUUUUGUCAAAUGAAAUGUUGGUAAUAGUAGGGGCAAAAGGUAGAAACCAACAUACCUAGAUAUGUCAAAGAGACGAUUUCAAAAGACCCUCUCUCUCUUUCUCUUUCAAAGGAUGCUUUCUCUUUUAAAUCACCAUAAAAACAUGAUGACAAAUAUUUCACAAUUAUAUAUAUACAGCAUUAGACAAUUUGCUUUUCAAUCUAAUUUUGGGGACAUACUUGUCAGUUUAUGAGUGUCAUUAAAGUGUGGAAGAAGCGUUUACAAACUUUGUUUAUUGCCUAAUGUUAGAAUAGAAGGUCCAGUUGAACUCUGCUGUGCUUAAUGAUACUUUAAGGUACCAUAUCAUCACUAUGGACAUAAUAAUUGCACAUGCACACUUGUAAAUAGAUGACUGACUAAUGUUUGGUAGUUCUCCUUUUCUUCAGAAAUACAACAUGAUUGCUCCAGUAACUGUCGUAGUAUUGAAGACUCAACUUCCGCCUCCAUUAAUCUGUUCAUUGUUCCAACUGUGCAUAUGCAGUGAGAUGUAUUGUGGGUAAUAUGUCAAAGUUGAAAUCCCCUCUCGUUAACUCUUGUGUAGACCAUGCCUGAUACAUGAUGUGAUUUGUUAAUGUCUCAGGGGCCUUCACCUUUGGCAUAUUACCUGCUGCAUCUUGAGUGCAUGCACGGUUAGAACCAUGCACAAGCUUAUAGACUGACAAGGCCCUAUGUCAGAUGACAAUACUGUAUCGGUACAUAUAUAUGUAGGCCCUCAAAACAUUUAACUUGACACAUGUGCAUCCUUCCUUUUCCCGUGUAGAAACCAGUUUGUAAUUUGGCAUGUGUUUCAACAUUGUGCAUCAAAGAAUGGCAUUUGUUUUUAAGUAGUAUUAUGUAGGCAUUGUACAUCAUUGCACACAUCAAUUCAUAACUUAGAUUAGGUGGGGGUGAGGGGUGGUCUAAAAGAACAACACCCCUAGGCCCAAUGAUAGACAGCUAUCAUUUUAUAGAGGGGGCACUGUUUAAAAAAAUUCCAUGUGGCAUGUGAAAGCUUGUAAAGAGUAUCAUCCAAUCUUCUCCAAGGGGUGGAUAUUGGCUGGUGCAUAAAUUUGAUCUGAACCCACCUAGAUUAUAUGUUGCCUCAGGAAAAGAAUAAAAGGUUUUGUUUGCUCAAAACAGCAAACAUAUCGAAUUAUAUCAGUUUGCUAUGAAAGUGGUGUCAGACGUAGAAAGCUGUUUUUUGAGAAGUUUGAACAAAAAAUUGGAAAACAUUGUAAUUUUUUGUGUAAUGGAAAUGCAUAGUGUCAAUACUGAAAAUGAUUCCAAAUGGUACACAUAUAUACUAAAUGAAACCUAGAUGCCACAGUCACAAAAUAUAACAGUGUGUUAUGUGUAUUUGUUAUUAAGAUUCUGGUGAGAGGGAUAUUGAGACUGAUACAUGAACAGACAAAAUGUACAAUAUUUGUGUAAUAUUUUGAGUAGUCCCUAAACUUUUUCAGUGUAAUUUUCAAACAUGUUCCAAGCACAUUCAUGUUUAUAAAAGUUCAAGUCCAGAUAUGCCCUCGUAAAAUGCCUUAGACUGUGUCUAUAGCCUAAACUGCCUUGCACAGAAAUUGUAGGGCUAAAUAUGCAGGUAUGAAUGUUGUCACUUGAAGGCAUGCCAAAGAUUUUCUUGUAUCUUUGCUUAAGGGAAAACCAUACCCCUUUUUUUCGUUACUGAAUAUUUACUAGUAGGUUAUUACAGGGGUUUGUUCAAUGAAAUUAUAACCUUUCCCACUUAACCACCCCUUUGACAGACCAACAUGGUACAACCCUAUGGAUUAAACCAGCCACAGGGAUAUACAAACUUGAAUGUAAUGGGUGUUUUCUGUACUAACUGUAAAAGUUAUCUUAGGAAAAUUAUGAUGAGUUUGUUGUUACCAAUGUGAAGGGGAGAGCAUUCUAAUAGACUUAUGAUGAAAAGCGAACAACUUAAACAUAUAGAUGACUGAUUUUGUUAAAAUUUGUAACAUUUGUAGGUGUUAGUCUUCAUAUGCCUAAGUUGAUGUUACGUGUACAGGCAUACAUAAGUCACAUGGCAUGCACAGACACAGUGAAACAUUGUAUUAAUGUUAUGGACACAAGUAUUGGCUACACACUGAUUGUUUUUCUAAAGGUUAAGAUAAAUAUUCGCUACAUUUGCAACAAAAAGUUAGUUGUGGUGCAACCAGGAUUUUACCCUCUAUUCAGUCUGAUUGCUACAUCUUGUUGCUUCUGACAGACAAAAAUGAUGGUCAUUCUAUUAGUUUGACAGGCAAAGCUGGCUUGUCUACUAAAAAUUAAAAUUACUAAAUCUUAACAUAUUUGCAGUGAUUUUUAUUUCACAUGACUGAAACUUGUACUAAUAUCGUACUACAGAAUUGUUAAAACCACAAUCGUCAAGCACCACUAAAACAUACUUGUCACUAUUCCACUAUGCAAUACAACUGCUGCAAAAGUUCAGGCAUUUAUAGUAGGUCGUUUUACUCCAUGAGCGAGCAUGGGUUUGAGAUGACUGAAAAAAAAAUUGUAGGGCUUGGGGAAACCUUGGUUACAACCUAACUUCCUCUUUGUUAUAGCCUCAUUUGCAGACUUCUAGGAGCUUCUUUUGAGGAGAGUUGAUUCACGAUUUUCAAAAUGGACCAGGUUGUCUAAUGCUGUGGAGAUUGUAGGCACAUGACCCAGGUAUUCCCCUGCCUGGGCAUACCUGCCCCAUGUUGAAUCACCAGUCAGUGCUCCCCAAAAUAAAUGGCAGCAUUCCUAGAAGUCUGCAAUUGGGGCUACUCUAUAUCAGAACAGCUAGAAGUGUUGGUGUAAAGACAGUUGAUAUAAUUGAUGCUGCUUAUGGCAGGUGCCAAUGACUUUUUAACCCUCUUCCUGCUACAGUAGCCCAUUGCCAUAACCUGUUUCUUAAAGUCAUAAUGUUAGAAUGCAGAUAGAGGGUUAAAAAUAGAGGUGUAUAUCUCUGUUUAUCUGCUGUGACUCUUCAGGCUCUGAUUGAAUGAAUCCUAGCCAAGUUGCUUGUAAAAUUGUGAGGACAAGGCUACAAUACUAGUUCCCACAUUCUCAGUAAUCUUCAAGCAGAUGUAUUAUCUAGCUCAGCUAAGUUUUUUGCGGCCUUUUGUCCAUUUUUUUUUGGUAGUGUACUGUUUUUGGCUAUUUGCCGUCUACUAGAAGAGAGAACCUAAAAAAAAAUACUCACAGACAUUGAUACUACCUACAUCUGCUUGAAGGUUCAUCAUUCUAAUAAAGACAUGAGGAGGCAUUGAUGUAGGCACUUCAAAUUCACAGACAAUGGUGAGUUUGAAAAUAGCUUUUUUUUCUGUAUCUAAAUCAGAAGAAUGGAUAUCAUGGGUUUAAUGAUGGAAUUUAUGUAAUUGUAUAAAGUUUUUAACCAACCAUUCCUAACUUAACACCCAUCCUCACCAAACCCCCUCCCUCAUAGAGUUUACCCUGACAGGUGCACCUUUCUGUUGGUGGACAUUUGUAGCUCCAACUGGUUUUUGGCAACACCUCUGAGGCAGAGCCCUUCUUUUAAGAAUUGCAUCCUUAAAAUUUGCCAAGGAAACUGUGCCGCUGCCUUACUGCAUGUAGUUAUGUAAGAAGUCGUGUAAACAUUGUACAUGUAUUCACUGUGAUUUGGUAAAGCUGUUUUUAUGGGGAAAUCCUUGUAAAUGUUGCCAAGAAAGGGAUAUGACACUUGUACGAGAUGUAAUUCGAGAUGCUUGAAGUGUAACUUGAGAUAUAGAAUGACUGGCAUACUUAAUCUAGGGGACUGUUGUAAAGACCUUUAUGAUUGGCAUAUUCUUACCAGUAAGUUGUUUUUGAUUGGUUUAGUUCUGUUUACAUUGAAGUCCAUAUCUGAUUAAGAAGUUCAAUUUCUCUUUAUUGACUCUUCUCUUUUAAUAGACCUUUAAAUUGCGGAAUAUUGAUACGUUUUUUUAAAUGCUGAUACUCUAAAAUGAGAAAAUUAAUUGCAAAGAGAGUACAGAAGCCAUGUUACAACUUUCAGUGGAAAUAAGUACUUGCAAUUGCCAGUUAAGAUAUUAUGUAAAGUAGCAUUCAUAUUGAAACAUUUUUGUGGAUUAACUGUAAAUUUUGUCCUUUAAUUUUGUCCUUUACAAAAUAUGACAUAGCGGUUAUAACUCUUCAAGAGAUUUGGUGAAUUGCAAUAAUUUAAACUAAUUUUUUUGUGAAAGAAAAGGUUGAAUGGUAGUGAAUAAGAGGAAGUUAGGAAGGAUUCUGAUGGCUUUGCUCAAAAUCACACAGCACACUGCUCAGUGGUUUUUACUCACCCAUGCUGCUUGGAAAACAAUAAAGGCAUUUAUCAACA
This is a messenger RNA of Branchiostoma floridae (Florida lancelet), 5648 nucleotides long. RefSeq names its product ras-related protein Rab-8A-like. Gene Ontology annotation, biological process: cellular response to insulin stimulus; regulation of exocytosis; protein secretion. The record is from RefSeq and is a predicted model, not a curated record. The transcript is spliced from 8 exons. Gene Ontology annotation, cellular component: endosome; plasma membrane; synaptic vesicle. Gene Ontology annotation, molecular function: GTP binding; GTPase activity. Lineage: Eukaryota; Metazoa; Chordata; Leptocardii; Amphioxiformes; Branchiostomatidae. Bases 3 to 671 code for a protein of 222 amino acids.